This is a messenger RNA of Brettanomyces bruxellensis, 681 nucleotides long. RefSeq lists its product as uncharacterized. NCBI's taxonomy places the organism in Eukaryota, Fungi, Ascomycota, Pichiomycetes, Pichiales, Pichiaceae. The record is from RefSeq and is a predicted model, not a curated record. The coding region runs from base 1 to 681 and encodes 226 amino acids. The transcript has a single exon.
AUGAAUUCAACGCAAGAAUACCUCAACGGGAUGUUAUACUCGGCUAGGGAUAUAAUAGUCAAUACUACGACAUGGCAGGUCGUAUCCGGAUUCACGAAUAAGUAUUUGGUUUCAUUCCUUCAAAAAAGCGAUCACACGGCACAACUUGUUUCCACACCGAUUUCGAUCUUUAUUUCUGCAUUUUUUGCAUAUGGGCUCACAUUGAUUGUCGGAUAUGAAAUUAUUAGCUAUUUGGGUAUAUCGUUUGGGUGGUGGAAACCUGGACUUGGAGCAGAUGAUAAUGAAGAUGGAUGUACAAGUCAUGUUUUUGUCUCACUGAAUACGUUGCCUGGAAGGAAAACCGAGGAUAUAAGUGCGAUUUGUGAGAAAGGAUUGGAUGCUAUACCAAAGAAAGAGUAUGAGCUAGAAUAUCCUAUUCUUUUCCAUUUUGAGAUCUCAAAGGAAGAUUACAUCCACCCAGAUCUUGGCACAAACUUGAAACUAUUGAGGACAAGAGUUCUUGAUUGGUUCCUAGAUUCGCAGCAGUAUUAUCUUAACAAAGAUAAGUACAGGAGCGAGAUGACUGCUGAGCACGUUUAUCUAUUUGAUAAAGAUGGGCAACCGUUGAAAAAGGAAGAAUCAACUCUCGAUACCUUAGGGAUCAAGAAUGGCCACACAAUUCACGCUGUGAUUGCAUGCUGA